Molecule: messenger RNA, 1308 nt
Organism: Acanthoscelides obtectus
Lineage: Eukaryota; Metazoa; Arthropoda; Insecta; Coleoptera; Chrysomelidae
Source: the annotation of a GenBank genome assembly
GUUAACAUCAUAUCCUAACCUAAAUUUAUUGCUUACAUUUGUCGUAAUAGUGUACUUCGUCUGCUUAUAUUUUACCAACUUGGAUUAUUAUAAGCAUUUUCAACUAUCAAUAAAACGACGAUUUAAAAUAAAAUGUCGUCUUCUUCAUCUUCGAAUGAAAAUAUACACGGCAGAUUACUUUGGCAAACUAGCAGUGAGGAUUCUUCAGAUUCUGAAAAUGAGAAUCGAGUGAAAAGUCCAAGAGCCCCUCGAAAUUUUAGAAGACGAGUAGAUCACUUUACACGUUGGAAUGACGAAGAAUUUCGAGUAAGAUUUCGCCUUAGUAAGGAAACAGUAACAAUGCUAGAACAGAGAUUUCAUAAUGUUUUAACACCGAAAACUGAAAGGAACUAUGCAGUAACAGCAAUGCAGCAAAUUCUGCUUGUGCUUCGCUUUUGUGCUACAGGAUGUAUGUUGCAAACUGUUGGAGAUUUCACUGGAAUCCAUAAGACUACUGCAUGUGGAAUUGUAAAACGUGUUAUUGGUAUAUUUGCAUCUUUAGCAGCAGAAUACAUCCAUAUGCCAAACACACAAGAAGAAAUUGAUGAAGUAAAAAGAAAAUUUUAUACUAUUGCAAAGUUUCCUCGCGUAAUAGGAGCCAUCGAUUGCACUCAUGUGAAAAUAAUUUCCCCAGGUGGAGCUAAUGCUGAGUAUUUUAGAAAUAGAAAAGGAUAUUUUUCUAUAAAUGUACAAGUAGUAGCUGAUCCAAAUUUAUUGAUAAGAAAUAUUGUUGCCCGAUAGCCUGGUUCAACGCAUGAUCAAACAUUACUGAACAAUAGCUCAAUAAAGGCACAGUUUGAAAAUAAUAGAUUUGGGAACUCUGUAAUGCUGGUAGAUUCAGAAUUUGCAUUAAAAAAAUACUUAAUAACACCUAUUGUUAAUCCAACAACUGAAGUGGAACAAGUAUUUAAUGAAUCUCAAAUUACGAGUCGAAAUCCAGUUGAAAGAUUAUUUGGUGUUUUAAAAAGAAGAUUUCCUGUUCUCUCCCUUGGUAUAAGAUUAGCUCUGGAGACAGCACAGACUCUUAUUGUAGCAUGUGCAGUUCUUCAUAAUAUAGCAGUUAAUAUGAACGAGCCAGAACCUCUCCAAGAUGAUGAUCAGAAUAGAGAAUGGGAGGAAGAAGAAAAUGUGAAUGGAAAUGAUGUUCAUAGAUUGGAACAUAACUUUAGAGAAGAAUUUCUUAUAUACUUUAUGAAUCUAUUAGAAGAAAAUCAAUAAACUAUUUUGUAUGAUAAUUUAUUGAAAUAUAUUUAUAAAUGUAUUUGCAAC